Molecule: messenger RNA, 4524 nt
Organism: Triplophysa dalaica
Lineage: Eukaryota; Metazoa; Chordata; Actinopteri; Cypriniformes; Nemacheilidae
Gene: rnf38
Product: ring finger protein 38
Exons: 13
Coding region: 186-2249 (687 amino acids)
Source: RefSeq, a predicted model, not a curated record
GUGAAAUCGCACUGAUGGUCUGUCACAUUAUUUCUCACUGACACCGUCUGAGCGAAGGAACAGCACGCCAAAAUAUCGGCUCCAAAACACUUCGUAACACACAGCUUCGCUCAGCUCCGGUGUGUCUGUAAGUGUUUUCUGGCGUGGGAUCGGAGAGAGGGAAUAAUAUAAUACGCCGAAAGGAAAUGCCAAUCGCCACUACUGGUCAUUCAGCGUCUCGAGAGCCCUGCGUCUGUACCCCGGACCCCGUCCCCAAGCGAGCUGAUUUAUGCGAUCACCUCGCGACCCGGCCAGCGGAAUACGGGACCCCGGAAGGGGGGCACAACCUGGGCGGCGCUAGACUCUCCGGAGCGCUUGAGAGCUCUUCUGCGGCGUCUCUUUCCCCACCCACGUCUCCUUUCCACCACCACCACCACCACCAUCAUCAUCACCCCCACCACCCGGUAACUAUGGAGCCCCCCAGGACUCGAUCGCGAUCACGGUCUGGAUAUUACCACGGUGGUUUAUCUAACACAAACACUAACGCUGGGAGCGGCGGUGGUGCUCUGAGUCCCGCUGGAGGAAUCCACCACCACCACCACCACCUCUACCAUCACCACCAACAACAGCAGCAGCAGCAGCAGCAGCAGCAGCAGCAGCACCACGGAGCUCCUUACGGACACACGGAUAAUCUGCGCCCUACCGGGAGCGUGCUCUCCCCGGGCAGUCACAGACACGCGGGGCCUGGAACGCACAGAAACUCCGGAGCAGGUGCAAUGGGAGGACUAUAUCACUAUCGUCCCGAACUCGCUUGUGCAGAAGCCACUGACAAGACGGACGACUCCCCCAGUCCAAAGAGACAGCGUCUUUCCCAGCAGUCUGUUCUGGAGUUUACCUCGGCCCCUCCUUCCACACCCUCUCCACCAAUCAGACCAUGGGAGCUUCCACCCAGUCGCAGGCCACACCCUUAUCCCCACCCACACUACCACCCGGAGCGCUGCCACACACCUGCUCGGCACAGACGCAGUCCACCGGUGAGGCGUCAGCGCGGUAGACGAGAGCGUUUAUCUCGGCACCACCCCCCUCACGGUUCCCCCGGUGGGGGGCAGGACGAAAACUAUCGUCACCCGCCUCACCUGCAUUCUCUUCAUCAUUACGGCCAACCACCAUCCCACCCUCCGCCCGGCCUCGAUGAGCCCAGGGCCUUCCACCCCCCUACACUCUCGCCUCGGCUAUUGCACCCCCCGCAGCAGGGCGCUAUGGUGAUGGACCUCCAUGAACAGCUCCCUCAGGGUACAGUACCGGUAUCAUAUACAGUAUCUCCAGUCCCGCCCCAUGGUCUGCCACCACCUCUCUGUACGGGACAACAUCUCCCAGCGUGCUCCUCUCAGCAGCAGGUGCCUGCCUGUUCUGUGGUGUUCAGCGGACAGCAACACUAUCCAAUUUGUAGCGUACCACCUCCGAUGUUGCCGGCAUGUUCUGUGCAACAUUUGCCGAUGCCGUACGCGUUUCCCUCUCUUCUCUCCAGCGAGCCACCCUUCCUCCUCCAUCCUCCUCAUCUCUCGCAUCAUCCGCCCCACCUCCCCCCACCUGGACAGUUCUUACCCUUCCAGACGCAACAGUCCCGAUCUCCGCUGCAGAGGAUAGAGAAUGAAGUGGAGUUGUUAGGGGAUCACCUGUCUCUAGGUGGAGGGUUUAACUACCCUCACUCAGGCCACCCCAGUCCUAUGCCCCCUCCCACCCCACUGCAAUUCCUCUCUCACGACCCCCUGCCGCAGGAGCUCUUCGGAGUGCCGUACCCUCACUUCAUGCCUCGACGAAUCACGGGCCGACGCUACCGCUCUCAGCAGACCAUGCCUCCACCACCUUACCAUCCAAGUCUGCUGCCCUACUUCCUAUCUGUUCUUCCAGUCCAGCCAACAGCAGUGGGUCCAACCAUUAGCUUAGAGUUGGAUGUAGAUGAUGGAGAGGUCGAGAAUUACGAGGCUUUGUUAAACCUUGCCGAGCGCCUUGGAGAAGCAAAGCCUAGAGGUUUGACCAAAGCCGAUAUCGAACAGCUGCCUUCCUACAGAUUCAACCCCAGCAACCAUCAGUCCGAGCAGACUCUGUGUGUGGUGUGCAUGUGUGAUUUUGAGUCUCGUCAGCUGUUAAGAGUACUGCCCUGUAAUCACGAAUUCCAUGCCAAGUGUGUCGAUAAGUGGCUUAAGGCUAACAGAACUUGUCCUAUAUGCCGAGCAGAUGCCUCUGAGGUCCAGCGGGAUUCCGAGUGACACCGUUCACAGAACACACACACACACACACGCACAUACACACCACUAAACACGUUGCUCAUUCUCCUACUGUUACAUUCUGUUAACUUCCACAUACAUAAUUACUACUCGCACAAAAGCUGCAAAAGAUUCAUGAACUUGUAUCCAUUUUUUUUCAUUUGUAGGACAACUGAGACAUUUUUGUUUGAUCACUAAUUUUUUGUGUGGAAGUCCAAAGAUUUCUGUUUGUUUUUUUUGAUUAUGUUCUGGUUCUGAUAUUGUUUUUAUAUAUAUAUAUAUAUAUAUAUAUAUGUGUAUAUAUAUAUAUAUAUUUUUAGUUUAGUUCUACCCUUUGAGGGUGGGUGUGGGUGGUUGGGUAGCGUCUCGUUUGAGUUCGUGUGUAUGUGCACUAACAUUCCCAGCUAUGUGAGCACACUUUGGUGCGGUGGUCUUUAUGAUGGUUAACGUUGUGAGCAUGGACUUUUAUAUUUUACCGACAAAUAUAGCUAUAUAUAAAUAUGUAUGUAUGUAUCGAUAUAGAGGGACAAAUUACCACAAUUUUUAAAAAAACUGAAAAAAUUAUGCGAGUCUCCCCCUUUCACAAAAAUGAAAAAAGGUGAAAAAGAUUCAUAUAUCUGUAUGUGAAGAGGGGCUUUUUGGUCAAUUAUGAUUUAGCAGUCUUUAGAGAAUUGGAAUACUGUGAGGUGUGCGUGCUUUUUGUGUGAACGAGAGUGUGCGUGUGCGUAUUAGAGAAUUGUGUGUUAUUUAUCCCAUGUGUGGUACAGAACACUGGCUUGUCGCUCUCACUUUUAUUCUCGUCUGUGAUCGGCAGAGGAUGCGCACUGACAUGACGUGUGAUUGGUUAGGGGGGCAGUGAAAGGUUUUGGAUGAUUUUCCUCUAUCCAUCCACUCAGCUUAUCCUGUUACAGCCAUUUUCUUUUUUGCCUUGUUUUCCCAUUUUUGGCAUUUGAAAGUUGUGCUCUUGCUUCGCUGUGGAGUUCUUUCGCCCUUUUCUUUCAUACACCAGCGUCAUUUAUCAUCAUUGGGUGAUUCCUAAACAACACGGAUUAAAGCGCAGUCUUAGUCUAAGCCAUUUAUAAUUUUAAAAGACGAUUUUGUAUUCAGGCCAAGCUGAAGUUUAAUCUUUGCCCUGGAAACGACUCUUAUGUCUUUAACCUUGUGGCAACGUCCACAUAGCACAAGCAGAAUUAUUCUUUAGUUUUUAUUUGGGUCAUUAUUUGACUUUGUACCCAAUUUGGGGAUGUUUGUGUACUUGGUAAAAAAAGAAUACUGAGUUUAUAUUGUAGCGUUUCAGUUUCUUCGUAAAAGGACACAAAGGGUCAGCGGGACAAAUAAGGCGAUACACAAACGCACCCCAAAUGCCUUCCUAGUUCUGGUGUUUAAAUAUUCCUAGUUCUUGUUCUGUCAGUCAUUGGUUUACAUCUCAUUAUUCGUUGCUCUCACUGCCCUCUCUAUACAUUGAGCUUUUCGACUUCCAGCACAUCCACUCAUACAGCCUCCAUAAAGCCGUUAUAACCAUUCUCAGCCACGUGCGUUACUUUAUAAUGAAUGACCGAGAUCAUCGUCAUGACCUAGAGGGGUGUGUGUGUGCGCGUCCAAGAAUGUGUGUGCGUGAUGGUUUUUUAUCAUGCAUUGCUAUCAUCAUGAAUGGAUAUAACUGCCACUGUGUCACGUUAUGUAGGCUCUGCGACUGGUGUAGAAAGUGUCAUAAGAGUCGUGUGCUGUUGUCUCGGAGCCUGCAGUGUCUUAAGGAGAGAUGCCUUUAAACCAUUCUCCAGUGUUGUCUGCUUAUAGUGUCAUGAGUCGAAUUCACAACAACCGCAAAAAUUAUGAUUUCUCGAUUCUUCGCAAAACAAACGUGCAUUACCUUACUUAACCAUUGUCAUGUUGUGUUAUAGGAGUUUAUUUUUUCCCUGCUUGGUACAAUAGCAGUUACCUCAGUUUUACUAUUUAUGUUUUUCCCUAUUCUUUUUUGCAAAACCAGUAAGAGAGCUCAUGAGUUCUUAUGCUUUUUGUUUAUUGGUUGUUUUAAUUCUUACCAUUAAAAAAAAAACAAUUGUAUCAUUUAACAUGUUGUAGUUCAUAUGUAUAUCUGUAACCAAAAUCAUUUGAAGGCUUGAUAUAAAAGUUUUUAACAAACAUUUGUACAUUUUUUUAUGAGAGAUGUUACUAGUAAUGCUUUACUAAAUAGUGUAAAUUUUCUUGUCUCUUGACACCUAUUCCUAUUCUUUUGGAUUUCAAAGGGUGACUCCGUAAUAAAUGUAUAAUGGUCUCU